This is a messenger RNA of Balaenoptera musculus (blue whale), 2534 nucleotides long. RefSeq names its product SPG7 matrix AAA peptidase subunit, paraplegin (gene SPG7). The transcript has 17 exons. Gene Ontology annotation, biological process: protein-containing complex assembly; mitochondrial protein processing. Bases 18 to 2471 code for a protein of 817 amino acids. Gene Ontology annotation, molecular function: ATP-dependent peptidase activity; metalloendopeptidase activity; ATP hydrolysis activity. NCBI's taxonomy places the organism in Eukaryota, Metazoa, Chordata, Mammalia, Artiodactyla, Balaenopteridae. Gene Ontology annotation, cellular component: m-AAA complex; membrane. The record is from RefSeq and is a predicted model, not a curated record.
GUUGCUUCCGGGUCAAGAUGGCGGCUGCGUUCUUGUUGCUUCGCGCUCUCCGCCUGGGUCCCGGGCCAGGGCCUGGGCGGCUGCGGGGCCCCUACUCUGGCUGGAACCCAGGCAGCUCCGCCAAGACCGGGUGGAGGUGGCCGUAUGUUGUCCACAGGCCUCUGAUGGGUGUCGUCGGGCCUGGAGGACGAGUCCUGCAGAGUUUCCAGUUGCGACUGCUAACCCCUACGUUUGAAGGAAUCAGCAGAUGGUUGGUGAAACAGCAUCUCGUCCAGAAUCCAGUCGGACUCUGGAAACUUCUAGGAGGCACGUACUACUUUAACACCUCAAGGUGGAAGCAGAAGACUAAAGGCAGUGAUAAAGCCAAGGGGAGGAGCCCUGAAGAUGACGAAGAGGAGCGGCGGCGCCGGGAACGCGAGGACCAGAUGUACCGCGAGCGGCUGCGCACGCUCUUUGUCAUCGCUGUGGUCAUGAGCCUGCUGAACGCGCUCGGCUCCAGCGGCGGCAACAUCUCCUGGAGCGACUUCGUGCACGAGAUGCUGGCCAAGGGCGAGGUGCAGCGGGUGCAGGUGGUGCCCGAGAGCGACGUGGUGGAGGUGUACCUGCACCCCGGCGCCGUGGUGUUCGGGCGGCCUCGGCUGGCCUUGAUGUACCGAAUGCAGGUGGCAAACAUCGACAAAUUUGAAGAGAAGCUUCGAGCAGCUGAGGAUGAGCUGAAUAUCGAAGGCAAGGACAGGAUUCCGGUUUCCUAUAAGCGGACGGGAUUCUUUGGAAACGCCCUCUACGCCCUGGGGAUGACAGCUGUGGGCCUGGCCAUCCUGUGGUAUGUUUUCCGUCUGGCUGGAAUGACAGGACGGGAAGGCGGAUUCAGUGCUUUUAAUCAGCUUAAAAUGGCUCGCUUCACGAUUGUGGAUGGCAAGACGGGGAAAGGAGUCAGCUUCAAAGAUGUGGCAGGAAUGCAUGAGGCCAAGCUGGAGGUCAAGGAGUUUGUGGAUUAUCUGAAGAGCCCAGAGCGCUUCCUUCAGCUCGGAGCCAAGGUCCCGAAGGGCGCGCUGCUGCUCGGCCCCCCCGGUUGCGGGAAGACGCUGCUGGCCAAGGCGGUGGCCACAGAGGCCCAGGUGCCCUUCCUGGCGAUGGCUGGCUCGGAGUUCGUAGAGGUCAUUGGAGGCCUCGGCGCGGCCCGCGUGCGGAGCCUCUUCAAGGAAGCCCGCGCCCGGGCCCCCUGCAUUGUGUACAUCGACGAGAUCGACGCCGUGGGCAAGAGGCGCUCCACCACCGUGUCCGGCUUCUCCAACACGGAGGAGGAGCAGACGCUCAACCAGCUGCUGGUGGAGAUGGACGGAAUGGGCACCACCGACCAUGUCAUCGUCCUUGCGGCCACCAACCGAGCUGACAUUUUGGACAACGCUCUGCUGAGGCCAGGCCGACUGGACCGACACGUGUUCAUCGACCUUCCCACACUGCAGGAAAGGAGGGAGAUCUUUGAGCAGCACCUGGAGAGCCUGAAGCUGACGCGGGCCAGCAGCUUUUACUCCCAGCGGCUGGCGGAGCUGACGCCGGGCUUCAGCGGCGCUGACAUCGCCAACAUCUGUAACGAGGCCGCCCUGCACGCUGCGCGGGAGGGGCACACGGCCGUGCACACGUCCAGCCUGGACUACGCCGUGGAGCGCGUCUUGGCCGGGGCCGCCAAGAAGAGCCAGGUGCUUUCCAAGGAAGAGCAGAAGGUGGUGGCGCUGCACGAGUCGGGCCACGCCCUGGUGGGCUGGCUGCUGGAGCACACGGAGGCCGUGGGGAAGGUGUCCAUCGCGCCGCGGACCAACGCAGCCCUGGGCUUCACUCAGAUUCUCCCAAGAGACCAGCACCUCUUCACCAGGGAGCAGCUGUUUGAGCGGAUGUGCAUGGCCCUGGGCGGCCGCGCGUCCGAGUCCAUCUCCUUCAACAGGGUCACUUCCGGGGCGCAGGACGACCUGAGGAAGGUCACGCGCAUCGCCUACUCCAUGGUGAGGCAGUUCGGGAUGGCGCCCAGCAUCGGGCCUAUCUCCUUCCCCGAGGCCCAGGACGGCGUCCCAGGCAUCGGACGGCGUCCCUUCAGCCAGGGCCUCCAGCAGAUGAUGGACCAUGAAGCGAGGCUGCUGGUGGCCGCGGCCUACAGGCACACCGAGAAGGUGCUUCGGGACAACCUGGACAAGCUGCAGGCGCUGGCGAACGCCCUGCUGGAAAAGGAAGUGAUAAACUACGAGGACAUCGAGGCCCUCAUCGGCCCGCCCCCCCACGGGCCCAAGAGGAGGAUUGCGCCGCAGAGGUGGAGCGACGCCCAGAGGGAGAAGCCGGAGGCGGGGGAGGCGGAGGCGGCCGGCAGCAGCCCCUGCAGGGGGAGGAGCCGUCCUGGCCCCGGUAGCUGGACCACCUUGCUGGCCGCCGGAGCCGGUCCCUCCUCUCAGCCCUCGCUGGUCUCAGCUCAAGGCCCCUGAGAUCUAUUUAUUGACUUCCCUGCGCAGGACAAGUAAAUGUCUCUGCAGAGACGCACGGUUUCA